AUGAAAUUAUUGUUCUUGUAUUUCGUUAUUGUUGUUCUAUUGCACUUAGAAAAUACAAAUCAAGUCAUUCUUGAAACAUCGCUUAAAGCAGAGAAAAUUUUAGUCAAAACUCAUUUGAAUGAAACAUAUUGUACCUGGUUUUUUCAACCGCCAUGGAAACUGCGUAAUGAUCUCUUCAAUGACAAGCCGUACAAUAAUUCAGUUGAGUACUUCGGUAUUAGUCAAAGAGAUCCCAUAAACAAUGAAUCUUUUGUUGAAAGUUCAAAGAUAAAUGCAUGCAAUGAAAUUAAUAUUACAUUCUAUUCUAAAGUAAGUCAAACAUCCAUCGAUUCCAGGCUUUAUGUUCUUUUACACAAUCAAAACAAAUGGGAUUAUAUAUGGAAUUAUGUGCCUGUUGAUACGCAAUGGAACUAUCAUCAACUUAGUAUCAACUUGAUCCAUCAAACUGAAGAAUACGUUCGACUCCGAUUCAUGCCCAGUCUAAAGUCAUCUCGCCGGAUUUCGAUGGCUAUUGCUGUACUCAACAUAAGCACAUUUACAAAUUGUCAUACCGACAAAUUACAAUGGACGAGUCAAGCAUCCGCCAAAAGCAAUACAAUUAAACAAUCAUCUUUCUUGGCUCUUUUAGGUGGCAUUGUUUUACUUGUCUGUACAGCGGUAGCCGUCUUAUUUAUCUACAGUAUUAUUGAGAAACAAUGUAAUAAGCUGGCUCAAAGACGAACAACGCAACGUCAACAAAAAGUUCGUAGAACGAAAAAUGCCAUUAGAGAUGAAUCAACUGUACUUAGUCUGGCAACUCAUCCUUCAACAACAACAACAACAACAACAACAACGACGACAACACAGCGUUCACCAAUCAUUGACAUUAUUGGAAGUGAUUACGAUUCAGAUUACAUGUCCCAAACAUAUCUUAAUCGUACAUCAUCCUAUGCUUCAUGUUAUUCAUCGAAUCCAAAUCAUAUAUCAAAUUCACCCAUGAAUCGACAUGGAUCAAUUGAAAGUUUAUUACAUGGCCAUUCGAAAUCUAAUCCAGCUAAUAUACGUGUUCUUGUACGAAAAAAUUUUGAACCAUUUGCGCAAGCACACAUUGCUGUUUCAAAAGGUACAAUAGUGACUGCAUUAUUUUCUCGUGGGCCAUGGUUGUAUAUACGCAUUGAUUCAACCGGAAAAACGGGUUAUAUUCCACGAAUGAUAUGUUCGUCCUACCAGAAGUCUUUACAACCGACGGAUCUGUCCAACUCAUCGAUUGACUCGUCAUUAAUCAAAGAUGAUGAAAUGCUUCUAAAGACCGAUAAAUAUUAUAAUCGUCCGUAUAAACAAGUCAUGAAUCGAUAUCUAUCACAUAGUUCAGCUAUCAUCGACGACACAAAGCCACGACGAUCGAAAGUCUACUUCGAUGAACGCGAACGACGUAAUACAUAUACAUUACCGAUAUCACCACGAACAAAAGGUACAUUAGGAAAAGAUCGUCGACUGACACUCAGUUCAAUCAAUUGCCCACUUGGCUCGUCAUUGAAUAAGCAAGAUUCAUCAACGAAUUCGAAUAUUGAAAUACGAACGAUCAUUACUCGUGAUACAGAUUCAUCCAGUACGCAAGAUUCCGGUUAUUCGGAAUCCACGCCAUUCUUUCUUGUUCAACAAGCAACGCCAGAAAAUGAACAACAAACGAUACACUCAUUUCUUAAUACAUCGAAAAAAUCACACGCCAUACCCCAUUACGCAACUAUUCGUCGUCCGUCUCUUUUAAAAGUUCCCGAUCCAAGUCAGCAUCAGCAGAAACAGCUCAAUGCAUUACAGAUUCAUCGUCAGACACUUCAUAAUGGAUGUUCUAUGAAUGAUAUAAUCAUCGAUGAUUCCAUUAAACGGCAUUCAUACGGUGCAUUCGAUGAAGUUGAUUCUUCCAAUUCAAAACUGAUGAGUUCCAAUUCAACUCGUCGUCUACCUGAAUUCGCUUUAAUCAGAAAUGUGCGACGGAAUAAAACGCAAAUCAAACCAUCAAUUUAUAAUCUUCCGAAAAGUCAUAUACAAAUUCCUGCUAGUAUUUUCCUUAAUCAUCAUCGUCAAAAGCAGCAGUUCGGCAGUUCGCAUAGUGCUUUUCGACCUGUUCAACCUGCGAAUGUAUUCAAACGAGCAUCAAGCGAAGGACAUUCUCCUUCAUCAACAUCAUCAUCGUCAUCAGCAGCAUCCUUGUCAAAUUCCAAUUCUUCCAUUCAAGAACAAACUCAACCAAAAACGCGCCGACGUCUCUCAUUCGACCUGCGCGUGCCUGCUUUAUUAUCAUUGAAAUCGAAUAGUUUAACACGCUCGGUUUGUGAUCAGUCAGCAGCAGCAGUCGCAAAAACUAAAAUAGGAAAAUUGAAUCAAUUUUCUCGAACAAUGAGUGAUAUUUUAUGCGACCAAUUCAGUGAAAUAAAUCUCGAUGCCAUCGAAAAAGACUCGCUGAUUCAACACCAAUCAAAAGCAACACAUCAAUCUCAGCAAUGUUUAUUUACCGUAAUCAAAGAUUAUCGAAGUUCGCGUGCAUCAUUUGCGCUUAAACGCGGAGAUUCAGUUCAUGUUCUCAAACAAGUCGGUCGAGCAUGCUAUCUCAUUCGAAAACCAACGAACGGACAAACAGGAUUCAUACCGAAAGCAUUAUUAGUUCCGGCAGCAACAACGAAAGUUGAUACUUUUCUUAAAAUGCAUGAAUACCGCGAAACAAUCAUAUGA
Messenger RNA from Adineta ricciae, 2709 nucleotides. The record is from the annotation of a GenBank genome assembly. Lineage: Eukaryota; Metazoa; Rotifera; Eurotatoria; Adinetida; Adinetidae.